AUGGAUGCAUGGUACUCGGAGUUUAUUCAUGCGAAUUUGAAUACUCCACCUCCCUCAAUUCCUCAACCCAUUCAUAUAGCUCCUCAAGGAGAAAAAAUGGUUAGAAGAGAGAAACCUCCAAUGGAUAGAAUUAAAAAGCAUGGGGCCGAGGAAUUUCGGGAAAACAUUGAUGAAAUUCUAGAGAGAGUAGAGUUUUGGUCGGAGAACACCAGUAGGGUCUUUGAUGAGCUAUCAUGCACACUUGAGGAGUGCAUGAAGUGUGUAGUGUUACUUUUUGGAGAUUCAGCCUUCCAAUGGUGGAAUACUCUCGUGUCGGUCAUAUCAAGGGAGCGGAUAAUGUGGGAAUUCUUUCAGGAAGAGUUCCAAAAGAAGUACAUUAGCCAAAGUUUCAUCGAACAAAAAAGGAAAGAAUUCCUCGAACUGAAGCAAGGUCGUAUGACAGUGACGGAGUGA
This is a messenger RNA of Gossypium arboreum, 453 nucleotides long. RefSeq lists its product as uncharacterized. NCBI's taxonomy places the organism in Eukaryota, Viridiplantae, Streptophyta, Magnoliopsida, Malvales, Malvaceae. The coding region runs from base 1 to 453 and encodes 150 amino acids. The transcript has a single exon. The record is from RefSeq and is a predicted model, not a curated record.